AUGUUGACAGUUCCUACAGUGACUCUUGCAGGUGUUCGAAAUUCUCUGGUUUGUCCUGGUACAGCACCGGUUUACUCGUACCCAGGAACGACCGUCACACUGUCGAGUGUAGCCGAGAGGGUUCCGGCAAUGCCGUAUGUUUCUAGUAGUUUUUAUGGAAACCAGGAACAGUAUCUGACUACAGUCGCGUACAGUUCGUCACAGUUGCCAACUUCGAUUAAUCCACUAUAUAUAGUUCCAAAGAAUCCUCUUGUCUCUUCUGCUGGCCAGUGGCAGUAUGACGGUGCCGUACCACGGAAUCCAAUCUUAAUACCAAACUCCAGAAUUUCAAAUAAUGUAAAUAUACACACUGAGUAUCCGAAUCCGCUUCCACCGACAAGUGUUCCGUAUCCAAGGCUGAGGCCGGAAAUCGUACCCUUGAUAGUACCACCAUCUUUAGGAUUCCAUGGGAAUGGGAACAGCCUUUCGGCCAGUGUAGGGCCAAAUAGUGCGCAAUUAGCAGCUCGACAAGUAAUGCCACGCGAAUUGCCGAGGUUUAGCGGGGAUCCUCAGGAUUGGCCUAUGUUCCACAGUUCUUUCAAAAACACGACGGAGGUCUGCGGAUAUUCCGACGCUGAAAAUCUAGCCAGAUUACAGCGUAGUUUGGGAGGGGCAGCACUGGAAGCAGUUAGAAGUCGCUUACUCCUGCCAGCAUCUGUACCCUACGUGAUGGAAACGCUACAUAAGCUGUAUGGUAGACCAGAGAUUUUAAUAAGUUCUCUUCUGAAGAAGGUGAGAAAUGUUCCGCCGCCAAAGUCGGAUAACCUGAGCUCGAUCGUUGCCUACGGGUUGUCAAUUCAAAAUCUUGUCGAUCAUAUCAUUCUGUCUGAUCAGCAAGCACAUUUGUGGAAUCCAAUGUUGCUCCAGGAGUUGAUCGAUAAAUUACCCACCUCACUGAAGAUGCAAUGGGGUACAUUCAAGCAAGCGUUUGCGAACGUCAACUUGGCGACAUUCAACAGUUUCAUGUCGGGAUUAGUAAAUCUGGCUUCCGAGUUGAGUAUCGAUGUGAGUUCUGUCCAGAACUACCACCAGCCACAGAGAGCGGAGAAGUCAAAGCCGAAGGAGAAGCUUUUCACUCAUGCGAACGAACCACCAAGCGUAUCGAAGGAGUUUGUGAUAAAAGGACAUACGUCAAAAGCGUGCUCCUAUUGUGAGGAAGACAGUCAUCUGAUCCUAAACUGUCCUCGCUUUAAAUCAUUGGACAUCGGAGGCCGAUGGAAGGUGAUGCGGCAGAAAAACCUAUGUCGACUGUGUUUAAUCCCGCAUAGUAAAUGGCCGUGUCGUUCAAAAAAGGAAUGCGGGGUAAACGGGUGUCGCGUUCGACAUCAUAUGCUGCUGCAUAGUAAUCGUAGCGAUACUUCCGACGGUUCAAGGUCUGGAGAGAUUGUUCACCAAAAUCACCAUUCUACGAAAUCAUUUUCACUGUUCCGCUACCUGCCAGUAACACUGUACGGAGACGGGGAACAAGUAGAAACAUUCGUAUUCUUGGACGAUGGGUCGUCAUGUACACUACUCGAGGAAGGAAUCGCAGCACAGUUGGGCAUAGAAGGUGAACCUGAUAACCUGUGGUUGAGUUGGACCGGCAAGAUUAGCAGGCACGAGAAGACUUCAAAGCGAAUGAGCGUGAAAAUAUCCGGUAAUGGACAUAGGGAAACGUUUCAACUAGCCAACGUACGCACGGUGCGGGAAUUAGGCCUUCCAAGUCAAACAUUGGACUAUACAGAGCUGUCGAAUACGUUCCCGCAUCUUCAAGGCCUUCCAGUGGCCAGUUACACCGAUGCAAAGCCCGGCAUGGUCAUCGGACUUGAACAUGUACGGUUGUUAACAAGUUUGAAGACCCGUGAAGGCAGCAGCAACGAACCAGUAGCAGCUAAGACUCGGCUUGGUUGGUGCGUGUACGGGAGAAAUAACGGAACUGAAGGUUCAAUUGAACAAGUGCACGUCCAUACUUGCGGAGAGAUAACGAAUAGCGACCUACACGAUUCAAUGCGAAAGUUCUUCGCAGUUGAAGAUGCCGCUUCCGUGCAACAGUUGGAAUCCGAGGAGGACAAGCGAGCACGCAGUAUUCUUGAGGCAACUACGGUACGAAAGGGAAGUCGAAUGGAGACGGGUUUGCUUUGGCGAAAAGAAGACGUGAACUUCCCGGAUAGCUACCAAAUGGAGAUCAGCCGUUUGAAAGGUUUGGAGAAACGACUGGCGAAAGAUCCCGAGCUGCGUAGGAAAGUCAACGAGCAAAUUGAGAGCUACGAACAGAAGCAGUACGUCUGCAAAGUAUCAUCGGCAGAGAUGGCGAACGCAAACCCUCGGCGAGUGUGGUACCUCCCGUUAGGGGUGGUGACGAAUCCCAAGAAACCAAACAAAAUCCGACUGGUGUGGGAUGCGGCCGCGAAGGCUUGUGGAGUUGCUUUCAACGACAUGCUUCUCAAGGGCCCGGAUCUACUCGUAUCGCUAGUGAACGUCUUGUUGCGAUUCAGGGAAGGCAAGAUAGCAGUAUGCUCCGAUAUCCGAGAGAUGUUCCUGAGAAUUCUUAUCCGGGAGGAAGACAAGUGGUCACAGUGCUUUGUAUGGCGUAGCUGUCCGUCGGAUGAAGUUCAGAUAUACACAAUCAACGUCGCUAUGUUCGGGGCAACCAGUUCCCCGUGCACGGCUCAGUUCGUGAAGAACAAAAAUGCUCUCGAAUACGCGGAAUCAUACCCCAGAGCGGUAAACGCAAUCAUCUACAACCAUUACGUGGAUGAUUUCCUUGACAGUGUCAACUCGGUAGAAGAAGCAGUACAGCUUGUCAAACAAGUGCAGUUUAUCCACGCAGCAGUGGGGUUCGAAUUCGGCAAAAUUAUGUCCAACUCGCAGGAGGUUCUUGAUCGUCUUGGGGAAACUAGUUCGCCGGACAGUAAGUCACUAGUAUUGGACAACGAUCACACGUAUGAGCGCGUCUUAGGUGUAGUGUGGGUACCAUCAGCGGAUCACUUCACCUUCGACCGAUAUGGGGUCGUAGACGUUUUGGGCAGUGGCCAAACAGUUCCAACGAAGAGACAGGUGCUACGAAUCGUGAUGAAGCUGUACGACCCUUUGGGAUUUGUGGCGCAUUUCGUAGUACAGGGAAAAAUCUUAAUGCAAGAGAUUUGGAGAACGGGAACAAAUUGGGACGAGCCCAUAUCAGAGCAACUGUAUGAUCUGUGGAGUAGAUGGAUCGAGCUGUACGAGACGAUUGAUGAAGUGCAAGUACCGCGUUGCUUCUUUGGGAAUUUUACAACGCCAGAGGUGGACGAAAUCGAGAUUCACGUGUUCACGGAUGCUAGCGUAGCGGCAUGCGCGUGUGUAGUGUAUCUGAGGAUGGCACACAGCGGCGGUAGUUGGUGUUCGCUAGUAGCAGCAAAAACUAAAGUCGCACCACUUCGUGCGCUCUCCAUCCCGCGCUUGGAGCUACAAGCUGCUAUGAUGGGAGCACGAUUGCUGCACAACGUUUGUUCGGCACUCACUCUCAACAUACAUAAACGCUACCUGUGGACGGACUCCAGUACAGUUCUGGCGUGGCUUCGCUCGGACAGUUGCCGAUAUCACCAGUUCGUCUCAUUCCGAGUCGGCGAAAUUCUUUCACUCACCAGCGUAGAUGAGUGGUACCACGUACCUUCGAAGCUCAACGUAGCGGAUGAUGCCACCAAGUUCCUACGAAAUGCGAAAGACCAGUGGCCAAAGCAAUCAAACAAGGUAGAUGAAGUAGAUGCGUCAAUCGAAGAAAUACAAAUGGUAGCUGUACAUCUGACGUUGGAGGAGAUCGUAGACAUCGAACGCUUUUCAAAUUGGAAUCGUUUAGUUCGAGCGAUGGCCUACGUUCAUCGGGCGAUAAGAAGCUGGAAGCAGAUUGAGAAUAAUAAACACCGAAGACAAAAUCCAGAUCAAGAGGAUUUCGUGAAAGCAGAAGAAACCCUUUGGCGUCAGGCUCAAUCGCAGGCAUACAGCGAAGAGAUUCGUCAACUAAACAUAGAUGGCAGUGUUGACAAACGGAGUUCACUGUGUUCGCUGCUCCCAUUUUCCGACGAGCACAGAGUCAUGCGGAUACGAGGUCGGAUUGGAAACGCGCCGCAUAUUCCGUACGCGGCAAAGUAUCCCGUAGUAUUGCCGAGGGAACAUCGCAUAACUUUUCUUCUGGUGAAUUACUACCACCAACGGUUCCUUCACGCCAACGGAGAAACUGUGUACAACGAACUACGCCAGAAUUUUUACAUUCCGAAGCUUCGAAUGCUGAUACGUAAAGUUGGCAGGAGUUGUCAGUACUGUAAGGUACAGAAAGCUGUUCCAGUGCCGCCGCAGAUGGCGCCACUUCCGAAGGAACGCCUAACCCCAUUCGUCCGGCCAUUCACGUACAUUGGCGUCGACUACAUGGGGCCCUUCGAAGUCAAAGUCGGCCGCAGUCUGGUGAAAAGAUGGAUCUGCUUGUUUACCUGUCUUACGGUACGGGCGGUUCAUCUGGAGCUAGCACACAGUCUUUCAACAUCGUCCUGCGUGAUGGCCUUUAGGAGAUUCGUUGCCCGACGGGGUGCGCCGCUGGAGGUUUUCUCCGAUAAUGGCACUAACUUUGUCGGAGCCAAUCGCCAGCUGUCGGAAGAAAAACAGAAACUUCAAGAGAUCGUCGUAGACUGCGCCAACACAUUCACCAACGCACACACUCAGUGGCACUUCAACGUUCCUGCAGCCCCGCACAUGGGGGGACCCUGGGAGCGUAUGGUCAAGUCAGUGAAAGUCGCAAUGAAAGCUGUUUCUGACAGUCCCCGACAUCCUAGCGACGAAGUAUUAGAAACGAUCAUGCUGGAGGCCGAAGGUAUUGUGAAUUCGCGACCGUUAACCUAUGUUCCCCUGGAAGCUGCAGAUCAGGAGGUACUCACACCAAACCACUUCCUGUUACAUGGCUCGAACGGAAUCAAGCAACCAGCAAGCGAACCUGCGAUCACAGGAAACGUUCUUCAGGACAGCUGGAAGCUGGCCCAGCACAUUGGAAACGAAUUCUGGCGAAGGUGGAUCCGGGAAUAUCUCCCAAUGUUGACACGGCGGGCGAAAUGGUUCGAUACAGUGAAGCCCCUGGAACCUGGCGAUCUUGUCGUCAUAGUCGACGAACAUGCGAGGAACCGCUGGGAACGAGGACGCAUCCUGGAAACCUUCCCGGAUAAGUCCGGACAGGUGAGACGCGCAACAGUACAGACUAAUAGAGGUGUGUUCGAGAGACCUGCUGUAAAGCUCGCUGUUCUGGACGUCGUAAGCUGCAACCAGAAGUCGGGGGAAGCCGCUGCGGGACCGGCAAUUGACUAA
Molecule: messenger RNA, 5343 nt
Organism: Topomyia yanbarensis
Lineage: Eukaryota; Metazoa; Arthropoda; Insecta; Diptera; Culicidae
Exons: 1
Coding region: 1-5343 (1780 amino acids)
Biological process (GO): DNA integration
Molecular function (GO): nucleic acid binding
Source: RefSeq, a predicted model, not a curated record